AUGAUCCUUGUCCAAAGAAGUAUUAACACCGGGUUAAUUUUCGCGUACUUUCCUCCACCGCCAGCCACCACCGCCGUAACCGUUGCCAUCGCCGACAGCUGCCUCCAUCAUCCUACUCCUUGGACCUCAUUUCCAUCCGAUCCACCUUUGAUCCACAUCGCUGUCAUCAAUUGUUCAUCUCAGAUUUACAUCGCCAAGGUCUUCCAGCCACCGUUGCGGCUCUUGUCACAACACCGCAUCUCCGCUGCUUACACCGCCGCCAUUCUUGCGUGUAGAUGCACAAGAUCGUCGCUGCCGUUUGAUGUUGCUUUGUUAGUUCCCUUACUAGCCCCAGUUUUGUCAUUGCAGCAUAUCCUUUUUCCCAUAUCUAGGCCUUUUAAAGAUAAUUUUGCCACCUUGAAAGAGACAGAAUUUGCUGUCAAUACUCUCCAAAGAGCCGAACUGCAAAAUAUUUUAAGCAACAAUGGAAUUGGAAUUGGUAAUUCGGUACGGUUCAUUGAUUUUUGCCUUCAUGCAAUAAAUUAUCCAUUUCAUUCUAAUGCUAUGUGGUAUGAGAAUGAAACGUCAAAUUAUAUGAUCAAUGGUUUCAAUUCAGCUAAUUUUAUAGGAUCAAUAAUUAAGUGGAAAGAGCUUAAUCAAACUUAUGAUAUGGCUGAAAAAUGCUUAACAACAAACUACUUUGCUUAUCCUUUGCUUUGCUUCAGUAGCUUAUCCUGAUGUAGUGUUUUUAAUGUAUGAAAGUUGUGCUCUCUAGCAUUUUGUUAUUAUAGCUAUCAUGUAUCAUGUAAUAUGAUAAAUAUUAUAAUUAUUCUUAAUAAAGUUUGAUUUAUCCAAAAUGCUACAACUUCUCAUUUUAUUUGAUCACUCUUUCUUCAAUCUGUUGUUAAGAUCAGUAACAUGAAGGUCUCUUAGGAGCAUAUAUAACUAUGACAAAACAUUAAUUAAAAGAAUGCAAAUCCUUCUCAAUGUUCAUGCAUAUGCUAUGGCCUCAUAUGCAGAAACAGAAUGAGAAAAGGGGAGGCUUCAUUCCCUAUAGAACAAAAAAUGUAAUGUAAAAUAGAAAAGCAUUUCAAGCUUUGACAAUUGUUUCAAAGAGAGAAUAGAAUAGAAAAACAUAGUGACUGAUCAGGCUACAUAAUAAUAAUAAAUAAAAUAUUGUUCUGGCAUUAACUUUUUGUAUCUGAUAGCUAGUUUUGUCCACACAUUUAAAAGCUUAUGAUACGGUGUUAAAGAAACAAUUGAGGCAUUUCUUCCUUUGCUUCAGUAGCUUAUCCCGAUGUCAUGUCAUGCCAUCUUAUUCUUGUGUCAAAUAGAAUUAUUACAAUUAAUAGCAAAACUGCAGAGAUGCACACAUAUAAAGUUUAUAGCUUAUUCUGUUAUUGUUACAAUUAAUUUGUUACUUUG
Messenger RNA from Arachis duranensis, 1404 nucleotides. RefSeq lists its product as uncharacterized. The record is from RefSeq and is a predicted model, not a curated record. The coding region runs from base 1 to 717 and encodes 238 amino acids. The transcript is spliced from 4 exons. Lineage: Eukaryota; Viridiplantae; Streptophyta; Magnoliopsida; Fabales; Fabaceae.